Loa loa (African eye worm) is the source of this 1668-nucleotide messenger RNA. RefSeq names its product HSF-27 protein. The transcript has 13 exons. Bases 36 to 1484 code for a protein of 482 amino acids. Gene Ontology annotation, biological process: regulation of cyclin-dependent protein serine/threonine kinase activity; regulation of mitotic cell cycle. The record is from RefSeq and is a predicted model, not a curated record. Gene Ontology annotation, cellular component: endomembrane system. Lineage: Eukaryota; Metazoa; Nematoda; Chromadorea; Rhabditida; Onchocercidae.
UUUCAGGGAAUUUCCAAUUUCGUUAAGUAAAAAAUAUGUUGGAUGAAAGGGAAAUACCAAUUGAUAUACACAGUAGCAAGCUUUUAGACUGGUUGCUAAGUCGACGACACUGUAAUAGGGAUUGGCAAAAAAACGUAAUGGUUAUUCGUGAAAAGAUUAGUGCUGCAAUCCGGGAUAUGCCGGAAAAUGAGCAGAUCGUGAAAUUACUCCAGGAUUCCUAUAUUAAUUAUUUUCACUGUGUUCGAAUCGUCGAUAUCCUCAAAGAUACAGAGAAGGGUACGAAGAAUUUCUUGGGAUAUUAUUCGUCACAAAGGAUGAACGAUUGGAUGCAAAUUCAACAAAUGUAUGAGAAAGGGAACAUUCAUUUGGCAGAAGCAGCUCAAAUCUUUCAAAGGAUGGUUCAAUAUGAAAUCCCAGCUCUGAAAAAGCAAAUUUCGAAAUGUGACCAAACAAUCACCGAAUGUGUGAAAAAGGAAAAAGAGUACGCGAAGCAAAUGGUUGACAGCAAGAAACAAUAUGAAAAAGAAUUAUUGAGAAUAGGUAUUAAAGGUGUCCACUUAAGACGAGAAAUACUAUCGUUGUUGACUGAUUUACCAUCGUUUUUGGACGAAAUAGCGAAGUCUAUAUCGUCCUUGAAUGAACCGCUUCAAUAUUAUGAACGGUUUCAGGCAUAUCUGCAUCAGAAAGCGACACCGAAUGUUAUUUUGUUGCCAUUGUGUCAUUUAUUGAUGGAGAAGGGCGCAAAAGUUACAGUUUACGAGUGGAAGAAUGGUGCAAAACCAGCACGCAUUGAAUUGCCCUCUUUCGAUCUCUGGGUAAAUGAAAAGACGAAUAGCGCUGAAGAAAUAGAUUUUGGUGACCAUCUUAUUGUUCCUGAUGAUAAAAUUGAUUUUGGUGACAACGGAUUUCAAAUUGAAGUCGUUGGAGACGAAAAAGGUGAUAUUAAUGAUGGAAUAGCUCGAGGACUAGAUGCACUGACUGUACUUGAAAAUCCUCAGACCCGGAAUCUUAUUUACUUCGAAUUAAAAGAGUUGGAAAAAUUUUUGGUAAUGCGAAAAGAAGAUGAAACUGUAGAGAGUGUGUCCGAUAUUUACAUAUUAGGGUUAGAGGAACGACCUGCGGAGCUAAGAAAGAUUACUGCGGGAAAAAUUGGUGAAUGGUCGAUGCAUGUAAAGGAGAUUAUCAACAGAUUAACUGAUACUCAAAGAACUCAUUUAUUUCGAAUACAUUCCUCACCUCAAUAUGUUGAGAAGCUGGUGGAAAGUUUGGAGCAGAAACGUUCUUUAGAAGAACGUUACGAAAAAAUGAGAGACUUUAUGAUAGAGAAACAGAAGGAAAUGCGAAUCAACAUGCAGAAAACGCAUAAAACAUUGAGUGGAGUUGUUGAGGCUAGCAAAGUAUUGCAAAAGGAAAUUGAAAAAGAAAUCUCAAAGAUGUAUAAAGGAAGGAAAGUAAACAUUAUGGGUGGUAUAAAUGCUGGUUGAUAAUUUUUUGAUUUACUCUGUCUUAUCAGUAAUACUUACUGUGAUAUGCUGCUCGAUUAUGACCUAGUGAUCGAUUAGGACCUAUUAUGACCCAGUUGUAGAAUAGAAUUUUUCUAUUGCUUAGUUUUUAUUUGGGUGUUUAAAGUGUUUCUGGGUUGUUUUUUGAUGACCAAUCAAUUUAAUU